Molecule: messenger RNA, 3022 nt
Organism: Chroicocephalus ridibundus (black-headed gull)
Lineage: Eukaryota; Metazoa; Chordata; Aves; Charadriiformes; Laridae
Gene: HEPACAM2
Product: HEPACAM family member 2
Exons: 10
Coding region: 187-1584 (465 amino acids)
Biological process (GO): centrosome cycle
Cellular component (GO): Golgi apparatus; spindle; centrosome
Source: RefSeq, a predicted model, not a curated record
UGGGCGCUCAUUUAACAGGUGCUCCACUCCCUUUGUUCUUUGUAUACACAUAUUCAAAUCACAUAAGGCAGGGGACAGGAUAGGGCCUGUUAACUCAUUGCUGAUUUCCCUGGCAAAUAAAGCAGCAGCUGCAGGUCCAAGCCCUGGCUUAGCACUGAGAAGGUGGUGGGAAUUGUGUGGGGCAGGAUGCUUUCAUGGAGCCCUUUAGCCAACUUCUUUUGGGACUUACAGUGCAAAAUAUAUUUUCUGCUUGUAGGUAUUUGUUCGGCCUUAAAGUUGACGGUACCAUCUCAUACCAUCCAUGGUAUUGCGGGACAACCACUCCAUCUUACUGUUGACUACAAUUUCAACGCUACAGCUUCUGAAAUCCAGAUAAUUUGGCUUUUUGAGAGGCCUCAAAGUAAUACAAAAUACUUGCUUAGCUCUGUAAAUCAAACAGUAGUUCCAGACUUGGAAUAUCAGCACAAGUUUACCCUCAUACCACCAAAUGCAUCUUUGAUGAUCAAUCCAUUGCACAUCAGUGAUGAGGGCAAUUAUAUUGUAAAAGUCAAUGUCCGUGGAAAUAGGACAAUAGCUGCCAGUCAAAAGAUUCAAGUAGCUGUUGAUGUUCCUGUCACAGAGCCAACUGUAUAUACUGAACCAUCUUCAGGGGCAGUGGAGUACGUAGGGAAUAUUACAUUAAAAUGUACUGUGGAAAAAGGUACAAGGGUAGUGUACCAGUGGAGGAAAAAUGGGAAGCCUCUCCAUGCCAGUCCUACUUAUACCUUUUCAUCAAACAAUGCAACAGUUCUAAUUGUUCCUGUUGUAAAAGAAGACAUUGGGAACUACAGCUGUCUGGUAUCUAACCCUGUCAGUGCAAUGGAAAGUGAGAUAAUUGCACCAACCAUAUAUUAUGGACCUUAUGGACUUAGAGUUAAAUCAGAUAAAGGUCUGAAUAUAGGGACGGUGUUUACAGUUGGCAUGGGGGAAGUUAUACUGUUCGACUGCUCAGCAGAUUCAAAUCCACCCAACACCUAUUCGUGGAUUCAAAGGGCUGACAAUACCACUCAUGUAAUCAAAUAUGGACCCCAUCUGGAAGUUGUAUCCGAUAAAGUGCCCCAGAAGACAAUAGAUUACAUGUGCCGUGCUUUCAACAACGUGACUGGAAAACGAGAUGAAACUCACUUCACAGUCGUCGUUACUUCUGUAGGAUUGGAAAAGCUGGCCCAGAAAGGAAAAUCUUUGUCAUCUCUUGCAGUAAUAACGGGAAUUUCAUUAUUUUUGAUCCUAGCUAUGGCCUUUUUAUUCAUAUGGAAAAGAUAUCAGCCACAUAGAGUGAUACAACAGAAGCUGCAGAGCAGGCCAGAGGCUGAUUACAGAAAAGCACAGACAUUUUCAGGACAUGAAAGUGCUUUGGAUGAUUUUGGGAUAUACGAAUUUGUCGCUAUUCCUGAUCUUGCCACUGGUUCUAGGGUUUCAAGUCAAUCUGUUCCUGGCUCUGACUUUGUCCCAGGCCAGGAUAUGCUUAGCACAGUUUAUGAAGUUAUUCAGCAUAUUCCUGAGCAGCCGCAACAAGACCAUCAACAGCAAGGAAAAAUAACAUGAUUUUCAGUGAAUAUUCUGAUGUCACGAUGCUGAAAAAAAGGGAAAAGGACGACUUCACCAUUGCAUGUGAGGAAGAGAGGACUCUGCACUUCCCAGAGGCAGUUGCUGCUGCAGAUUUGGGAGAAGUACUGAGGUGAUCUCAAAGAUAACUAGUCACCAGAUUUGCUCCCUAAGAAAUAACCCUCUGACAUGAAGGCGUCAGGCAGAAGCUGUAAGUAGAAACGUUUGGGCAGAACUCUGAAGUACCGCAGUUGUCCUGAAGGAUCGAGAGGCUCAGGGCCAUCCCCACAAAUUCUCCAUCGUUCAUUCAAAGCUGACUUCAUUUUUGUGUUUCAAAUUAGGACAGCCCUUUGCAAUGUGCAAAGUCUGAUUUUCACACUUUUUCCUCCUCCUCUUCUUACUGGAGUGGAUGUCUUAAUUGCUCUGAAGUGAGAAUACAGGUUUCUGAAGUGCUUGACACCACUCCAACUUACCACGUUUGAUGCCACUGCAGGGCCACGGGGCAAAAAAUGCAGAUGAUUUACAGAAGUAACUGUUUCUCCACUUCUGGAGCCUCUGUAUUUAAAACUGCAAGUAGUAUACAUUGUUCUAAGUAUUUUUGUGACAAACAAAAAUAAAUCAGUUCAAUAUCAGUUCCGUCCUUUGGUCUUUUAAGCUCACCGAAGGCACAUUCAGCCCAUGCCUACGUGCAUUAUAAGGCUCCUGAAACAUUUUCUUUCAGAAUCUGUGGUCAUGUCUCGAUAACGGAUCAGCAAGCCAUUUCAAAUUAAGCCAUCUGUCGAUAAUGUGAGGUGACUUUAGCAAUCUAAGACAAAAGUCUACCCUAACAGUCUUUUAAACUUCUGCAAAAUACCCGUACAGUAUUUUAAUAAAGUAAUGUUGUUUAUGCAGCACAUGAUGUCUAACAUUUCUGCAGGUCCAUGUAUGGCUAUGUAUUUUUACUGGAAAGGACGUAUAUCAUUAGGUUUAUAAAUAAGGAACAAAAAUCUGCUUGUUGCUCUGGGGAAGGUCAAGUCAAAUGUCUCCUGGAGGCCCUGCUGUACCCACCAGCCCUACUGCUGCCCUGGGACGUCUUCUCUGCAUUGAGCUACCACCUCUCUGUAUGUAUGGGAAUGCGUAUGCAGGUCAUGGCAGCCACGUUCCUGCAUACAAGCAAAAUUUACUGACCAAAAAACUCAACUGGCAGGGAAACUUAUUUUGCUACAGGAAGAAGAAAAGCUCAUCGUCUGGUUGAAAUAAUUCUUCUAGCUACAACAGCAGAACUAGCUCUGCAAAGAGAAAUAUGUUAUUGCAAGGGACAGAGAGCAAACACAGGCAAGUUGCCUUCUGCUUAUAUUAUAUUGUUCUCAUCUAUUUUUGUUUCACUGUGUCUUGUGUAUUACUGGCUGUUAAACAAAAACAUACUAGUGGUUUAAGUUCCUAUUCAAACUGUGCUCGU